AUUUCAAACUUUUCCUUUAACUCUUCAGUCCUUCCUGUUUCUACACAGCGGGGUGCUGCAGCGGGAUUAUGAAUGGGAAUUCUGUGGGAAAAGGCAGGGAUUGACUUGUAGUCAGUGUAACUGUAGUAGCAGCAACGCACGGGAUCCGAUUAGAGCUCGUACCUGCAGCUCUGACCUUCAGCUGAAUCGGACAGGAUUCGCGUUGAAUGGGUCGUAAGUGCUCUCAUCUAAACCUGUCUGGAUGGGAUGCACCGUGAGCUUCAUUUGUUGUGAAGAGGAUUUUCUGCAGAUGCCUUUGGAUCAACAUGUGGAGAAAAAGAAAGCGGAAAACAGGCUCUUGUCUACGCCCGAGGAGUUUGAAGCUGUCCAUUCUCACACCUUUCGCCUGAAGACCUUCAAGAAGGGGAAACACUGUGGCGUGUGCAAACAGACUGUAAACAAUGAGGGACUCAUCUGCAGAGUUUGCCGGUUAGCCUGCCACAGAAAGUGUGAGGUUAAGGUUUCAAGCCCGUGUGUUCCUGUUGCCAACUAUGAACUGGCUCCCAGCAAUGACCUGCCUCUGAAGCAUGUAGAGACAACCGGCUCAACGAAAUCCACCAAAAGCAUGGAGUCUCGACGCAGACCAUCCAGGAGUUUGAGUUUAAUCCAGGCCAUGGAUGAAAACUAUGAAGUGGAUCUGGUCUACAUCACAGAACGCAUCAUAUCUGUGACCUUCCCAAGUUCGGCAGAGGAACAGAGCUACAGCGCUAACAUAAAGGAGGUGGCCAGCAUGUUACGCUCCAAACAUGGAGACAACUACUUGCUCUUCAACCUCAGCGAGAAGCGAUAUGAUAUCUCCAAACUCAACCCUAAAGUGCUGGAUUUUGGCUGGCCGGACCAUCACGCUCCAGCCCUGGAUAAGAUCUGCAGCAUCUGCAAAGCUAUGGACACAUGGAUGAACGCAGACAGUCACAAUGUGGUGGUCUUACACAAUAAGGGAAACCGAGGUCGAACCGGGGUGGUUGUAGCCGCUUACAUGCAUUACAGCAACAUAUCAGCGAGUGCAGAUCAAGCCCUGGACAGGUUUGCCAUGAAGAGGUUUUAUGAAGAUAAAGUGCUUCCUGUAGGUCAACCCUCCCAGAGAAGGUAUGUGCAGUAUUUCAGCGGUCUGCUCUCUGGCCACAUCAAAAUCAACAACAAGCCUCUGUUCCUCCAUCACGUCAUAAUGCACGGGAUCCCCAACUUUGAGUCCAAAGGGGGUUGCCGCCCUUUUCUCAAGAUCUACCAGGCGAUGCAGCCCGUCUACACAUCUGGGAUCUAUAAUGUCCAGGGAGACAGUCAGACCAGCAUAUGCAUCACUAUUGAGCCUGGCCUGCUUCUUAAAGGAGACAUACUGCUCAAGUGUUACCACAAACGGUUCCGCAGUCCGUCCCGUGACGUCAUCUUCCGUGUGCAGUUUCACACAUGUGCUGUUCAUGACCUAGGAAUCGUCUUCGGCAAAGAUGAGCUGGAUGAGACUUUUAAAGAUGACAGAUUUCCUGAAUACGGAAAGGUGGAGUUUGUCUUUUCAUUUGGUCCAGAAAAAAUCCAGGGAAUGGACCACCUUGAAAAUGGGCCUAGUGUUUCAGUGGACUACAAUACGCAAGACCCUCUGAUCCGAUGGGAUUCUUAUGAGAACUUUAACCAGCGCUGUGAAGAUUCAUUGGAGGACGUCAUUCACACACAAGGUCCCUUGGAUGGUAGCCUCUACGCUAAAGUUCGGAAGAAAGACUCUUUGGAGGGAGGAGUCACAACCAAUGGUCUUCCAGCCACUGCCGAUCACUCUUUACCUGCUGUAGACCACACCCUACCCCCGGUGGACCACGCCUUGUCUGUCAGCAGUGACUCAGGCAACUCCACAGCAUCCAUCAAAACUGACCGCACCGAUGAAGCCAGUCAGCAGCCGGCCUUGGUGAGUCAGCCGUCCUCCCAGCCCCUCAGCCCAGAGGAAAAACAGGAGCUGGAUCAGUUGCUCAGUGGUUUGGAAGCACCAAUGCAUCGGACAGGUUACCAGAGCACCUCUGGGAGCGGAGGGGGUGGAGUCCUGCACCUUGUCCCCGCCCAGGUUCACGUGAAUGGACAUAACAACGUAGACAGAGAAACGGAUAUUCUCGACGAUGACCUGCCUAACAGUCAAGAAGGGAACAGCGUGGACAGUCUUGGAACCCUGUCUUCAUUCGAGGGCAGAGCUACUCCAGCUGACCUGUAUUACCAAUCGGAAACGGUCAUUAAUGGGCAAGAUAUGCCCUACUUGGAGAAGAGUGUCCAUGUGAAAGUGCAACAGCCUAAAGUUCCUGUCCAUGGCUCAUUAUCUGCCCAGGAUAACUUGGGAGCUCCUAGUGGCUAUGCCAGCCAGAACGGCAACAUCUAUCGAUCGCAGUCAUUUGGGGCAACCCUCGGCACAGAUCAGAAAUAUAUGCCUAAAGCUCCCGCUCGCACAACAAGCAGUAGGGAUGCAGUGCAAAGAGGACUGAAUGUGUGGCAGCAGUAUGGAGUUCCAGAGGUGCCAGUUACAGAUGGGGUCACCUUCAAUCCUGUACUGCAAUCGCACAGCCUGCCCGAGUUUCCCCACAUGGCGUCACAGCAAGACAUUGAGCAGUCCAUUGAGGCACUCAACAUGCUUAUGUUGGAUCUUGACCCGGCACUUACCCAAGUGCCCAAGUCCCACAGUGCCCCAUCCGGGGAGGGGGGUGUAGUCACCACUCAGCCGUCUUUCGCUCAGAGCCAGACACGGCCUUCCUUCCAGGCUGAUGCGGCCAUUCACGAGCGUGGAAUAGCUUCUUCGGUGGGAUACCCUCUGGUCCAUCAACACUUCUCAUCUGCGUCCCCAGAGCCACAGCAGCCGGUCAUCAACCAACAAAGACCCACAACCUUAUCCCAGCAUGCUUCCUUUCCCUCUGAGGCCGAGGCUUCUCACAUGUCCCAGUCAACAGUGCCUUCAUCCACCUUUGGAGUUCUCCAGCUGAAACCCCUAAACAUCUACCCCUCCAGUACCACCUCACAGUCCCCUGAGCCCCUGGAGAGCCAGCGUAGCUACUCUGCCUCCUCAUCUCCUCUGCCCAGAGAUACCGAACAAGAAGAUGGCAACUACAGAUUAGAGGGUCUGGUAGCUCACCGUGUAGCUGAGUACACCGCUCGUAUCCGAGGCAUCAGUGACCGUCCGGGUGUUCCUGUGCUCGGCCACCGGCGGCGUUCUAUCUCCUUCAGUGGAGUAGUCCAGUCUGGUGAAAUGUCACCCAGUGACGCUUCGGCUCCCGGACGGCGUCGGACCGCCAGCGAGAGUCUGUCCCAAGAAGAGAGUCCGACCAGAGGAAGUUCAGUCCGCUCCCCCAUCCGCUGCAUCUCACCUGAGCUGGCCAAUACAAUCGCUCUGAAUCCAGGGGGGCGGCCUAAGGAGAAGCACAUGCACAGCUACAGAGAAGCGUUUGAGGAAAUGGAUGGGGGGCCCGUCAGCCCCCCUCCGAGCUUCGGUGGUGAGGCUCUACCCCAAACCCCUGCCUUCCCUGUCUCGCCACAAACCCCUUACUUCAACCUGUGUCGAUCCCCUCCAGGAUUGGCAAAAACACCACUGUCCUUUUUGGGCCUAAAGCCUCACAAUCCUGCUGAGAUACAGUUGAACCAGGCGGGCUCAGAGAGCGAAGAUGAGGAAGAGCCUCGUAGCUAUGUGGAGUCUGUGGCCAAAGCCGCAGCAGGGGCAGGCGGUCCACCAGCUUCACCCGUGUCCGUGACAUAUGACAGCGAUAGCUUAGCUCGCCCCACCGCUGCGUCCCACGCCCUGAACUCACCACUUUCCUCCAGCAGUCCUAUUCAGAGUCCUGAUGCAGUUGAAAGCACAUUGGUCGAUAGUGGGGUGGGGAUGAAUUCUCUAUCUCAGCCUGCCAUUGAUACCUAUCACUCCCAGCAUCCCGAAAACAUGUACCGAAUGCCCACACCCUCCUACCCCACAUCUCACAGCAUGCUGGGUAGCUAUAUCACCCCUGAUUUCAGCCCCUCCCUACCAGAGACUGUACAAAACAUGGCCACGACAACCCAGCCAAUCACCGGGAGCACUGCAACAAGACACUACGAUCUCAUGCCCGACGUGACAUCCGGCCCUGGCUUUCAGCACCGAAUAACCAAUCAGGACAGCCCGGUUCUGGGCCGACAGCCAACCCCAGCUAACGGUCACCUGGCGGGAAUUCCGGGUAGCCCCAUGCAAGUGAGACACACAAUGGUGUCCCAGGGAACACAGAGCAGUCCGAUGAUGUCUAGACAAUACCCCGCCAACCAAGGGACUCCGGGUAGUCCGAUCCUCAGCAGACAGCCGUCGGGUCAACAAGCUGUUCAGAGCAGCCCGGUUCUCAGCAGACAGCCGGCCAUGAUGAUGCCCAGUCAAAGCAGCCCUGUGUUGGGCAGACAGCCGUCCAUUACGCAGGGCAGUCAAGGCAGCCCUGUCCUGACCAGACAGUCCUCACUAACACAUCAAGGCAGCCCUGUUUUAGGACAUCACCCGUCGAUAACGCAGGUGACCCAGGGCAGCCCCAUUCUGGACAGGCACCCAAUGUACAGCGGCUACAAUACUCCGGACGAGAGACACGGAGCUCUGUCACGCCAAAGCAGCUCCUCUGGAUACCAGCCGCCAUCCACGCCUUCCUUCCCCGUCUCUCCGGCCGGAUACAUGGAGGGAGUGGGAUUCAGACAAGGCAGCCCCGGCCCGCAACCUCAGCUUCCCGAGAAGAGACGCAUGUCAAGCGGCGAACGCCCCAACGGAGGUUUGUCUUACGGGACGCUUAAUGGGAAAAUGUCUUCGCCGAUGUCCAGCGGCGGCAGCACCCCAAGCGUCCAUUUCUUUAACACACUUCCUGAUUUCUCCAAACUCAACAUGUGUGAUGGAAGUCCAGAGACCAGGAUGAAUGUAAAGUUUGUCCAGGACACAUCGAAAUUCUGGUAUAAACCAGACAUCUCCAGAGACCAAGCGAUCAACAUGUUGAAGGAUGAAGACCCUGGAGCUUUUGUUAUCCGAGACAGUCAUUCAUUCAGAGGUGCCUACGGCUUGGCCAUGAAAGUGGCUGCACCACCUCCAACUGUGCAGCCCACAAAGAAAGCUGGAGACGUCACCAAUGAGCUGGUGAGACAUUUUCUAAUUGAGACGAGUCCAAAAGGUGUGAGACUGAAGGGCUGCCCCAAUGAACCGUACUUCGGCUGUUUGUCUGCGCUGGUUUACCAGCACUCCAUCACUCCACUGGCUUUACCAUGCAAACUCGCCAUACCAACCAGAGAUCCUCUGGAGGAGUCACCUGAGACAGCGACACCAACUAACCCUGCCGCUGAGAUGCUCAAACAGGGCGCAGGGCAGAAGAGCUCUACUGAAGCCCAUGCAUGCAAUGUUUUGUAUAUAAACUCUGUGGAUAUGGAGUCUCUGACUGGGCCUCAGGCCAUUGCUAAGGCAAUUUCAGAAACAAUGGCAACCAGCCCGGCACCCACAGCCACCAUUGUUCAUUUCAAAGUGUCGGCACAAGGCAUCACGCUUACUGACAACCAGAGAAAGCUUUUCUUCAGACGUCACUACCCCAUAAACACAGUCACCUUCUGUGAUAUUGAUCCCCAGGAGAGAAAGUGGAGCAAACCAGACGGUGGGAAUGCAAAGUUCUUUGGCUUUGUGGCCAGAAAACAAGGUAGCACAACAGACAACGUGAGCCACCUGUUCGCCGAAAUGGAUCCUGAUCAGCCGGCCACAGCCAUCGUAAACUUCGUCUCGAAAGUGAUGAUCAGCUCUCAGAAGCGGUGAACGCUUCCCGUGCCACGCCGCUCUCUUAAAGACUUUCUGUUUGUUUCGUUUGAGUUUUAUCAAGUUUCUGUUUUUCGUUCGUUCGGGUGAAAGUUGCGCGUACGUGUGUGACGGAGGGCAAUCCGUGUGGAAAUGAGGAAGCGGGAUAGUGGAAGUGCAGCGUGGGUGUUGAGGAAUGACGUGAAGAGGGGAGGUGGUCUUCAUCUCACUUUGAGCGGAAUUGGAAAUGUCGUCAGUGAUUUUGUCGCUCUAUUUUUAAGAAAAAAGGAAAAGAAAAAGUAAAAAUGAGGGUUGAAGAGGAUUAGACUUUGGGGCUGAUGUACCAAAGAUGAGAGCGCAGUCAGGACAAACCAGUCAUUAUUCACUAUAUAUAUCUUGGUAAGCCACGACUGAUUUGUCAAAACUGUACAUAAGAACUGAUACUUCCUUCUUAAAGCCGCUCUUGUUUCUCACGCUAGAAAUGCAAGACCACGCCAUAUCCAAACUAAAAACUUUUUCCGGUACUGUCUGGAAAAACUCAAAAAGACUCUUCUUGGGUAUUUGAAAUGUCCUGCAUGUGACAGACCUAUCAAAAACUGAAGACAGGUAUGAGAGAGCAGUAGUUGUCUGGUCAUUCCCACCCACAAACCCUUAAGAAAACCUUGUGGGUUGUUGGAGGCAUCCUUUCAUUUUUGUUAACCUCCUUGUUCUGGUCCGCACACAUCCAGCGGCUGAGACAUGUGGUUUCACACCAUGCAACUAAAGUAUCUUAUGGUGCAUUCAUUCACCUCAGAAAGUCACAAUUUCCAGUCUCUGACUUAGAAAUGUGCUCGGGAAUGCCACAUAAACUUGGAAUUUUUGUAGCACUUGUAAUGAUGUUCCAUUGCCCGACACUAAGGCCCUGUUAACACGAGAACGCUCGAAGGUGAAAAACGUAAAAAUAUUUUAUCGGAUGUGCCUUUCGUUUACACAGCGAGCGUGUUUUAGGGGCUUAAAAACGCAAAAAGGUGAAACCACUCUCUAAAGUGGAAAUCUUAAAAAAGCUCUACCGUCGCGUUCCCGUUUAAAAUCUCCCCGGGGUGGCUUUCGUUGCUUGCGCGUUUAUGUCACAGGCAUGCGCAAGUUCAGGAAAAUAACAACAAACAUGUCGGAUUAUUUCCAUACGUCGGACCUUCAAGUUGCCAUAGCAGCUUUGAUAAAUAUACAAGAGUCUUUCCAGCAGUUGUAUGAAAUAUUCACAGCUA
Molecule: messenger RNA, 7008 nt
Organism: Misgurnus anguillicaudatus (oriental weatherfish)
Lineage: Eukaryota; Metazoa; Chordata; Actinopteri; Cypriniformes; Cobitidae
Gene: tns1b
Product: tensin 1b
Biological process (GO): fibroblast migration
Cellular component (GO): focal adhesion
Molecular function (GO): protein binding
Source: RefSeq, a predicted model, not a curated record